AUGUUUAAUCCUAGUUCAUCUAUAACUUUUAGACCAAAUAUCUUCACUACUGCUACCACGUCAUCGUCAUCCACUUCAGCAUCUUCUACUACUCAAGUACCUAAUUCAGCCUCAUCCUCAAUAUCAAACGGUACAAGCAAUUCCGUAUUCUCAGAUAUAACAGACUCCACAACCAUGUCAACAAAUAGUAAUCAUCAGCAGCAACAACAACAUAUACCUCCACAACAAACAACAUUUGGCAAUUUCUCAUCCAUAAAUUCUCCUUCAAGUAAUGAAAGUCCCGAUUUGCAACUGCAUCAUCACCAACAACAACAUCUUCACAGUUCACAACCACUAGUAACCGGAACAGGUGCAUCGAGUAAUCCACCAAGUAAUCCAAGAAUAUCUUCUAAAUUCACUCAUCAUGAUAUACAAAUAUUAAGACAACUAUUACUAGCGGGUGAAAAACAUAAAUGGAAACAAAUAACUAAAGAAAUCAAUAAUUCAUCUCAUCAUUCUGAACAUGUUGCAGCAGCAAUGAAUUCUCAUAGAAUUUCUGGUAUUAGUGGUGGUACAAGUAUUCCUGCAAAAAAUGUCCUGCCUACAUUUGUUGUAAAACAAGCUAAUCAAUUACUUGGUUUCCCAGCCGAUUUUGGUAUACUUCAAUCUUCAAUGCCUUAUGUUGUACAUGGUUGGGAUGCAAUAGAACAAAUUGAUUAUCAAUUUCAAAAUGAUUCAACAUGA
This is a messenger RNA of Candida tropicalis MYA-3404, 723 nucleotides long. RefSeq lists its product as uncharacterized. NCBI's taxonomy places the organism in Eukaryota, Fungi, Ascomycota, Pichiomycetes, Serinales, Debaryomycetaceae. The transcript has a single exon. Bases 1 to 723 code for a protein of 240 amino acids. The record is from RefSeq and is a predicted model, not a curated record.